This is a messenger RNA of Harmonia axyridis, 3526 nucleotides long. RefSeq names its product protein prickle-like. The transcript has 5 exons. Lineage: Eukaryota; Metazoa; Arthropoda; Insecta; Coleoptera; Coccinellidae. Gene Ontology annotation, molecular function: zinc ion binding. The record is from RefSeq and is a predicted model, not a curated record. The coding region runs from base 996 to 3191 and encodes 731 amino acids.
GCCUUCAGUUCGCGUCAAAGCGCUAGCACGGUCGGUCGCUGAACCUUCCCUAGCAGUCCUGCUGCAUGUUCUUGCCUCCGGACGUGUAUUUGUGUGUGUGAAGACCGAGAAGUCGCUGCUGCUUCCAAACUAUUCGCGAUUGCCGGUGUACCAUUGUUCUUGGCGUCACUUCACCAGCUUUUUUCAAACGGCCCGGACAAUGAGUAAGGAACGCAAAGAAUGGUGUCCUUUCCAGUGGGUCGCAGUGUAGUGCAUCCAUAAGUGUCAUCGGUGUGAAUUUGCUGAUUUGGGUUUUUUUGCCUCAUUAACACCCUGGACUAACUUUUAAUCUCUCUCAGCUAUUACUAACGACUCUUUCAACCCUUAAACUCCCUCCCAUUUCACUCUGAAGUGAAUAUACACUGCAGGACGCCAAAAAGUACCAUAAGUGUCAUCAACUCUUCUAACUCCUUAUACUUAUUCAUUCCCCUCUUCAAGUGAAAACAGUGCAGAACAUCACCACCUAACAAGUGCAAACUAUCCUCCAGUACAACUAACAGCUCUUCUAACUCCUCAAGAAGUGCAAACUAUCCCCAAGUGCUACCAGUGAUAGCUAACAACAUUUUCAACCCAUAUACAGUGAAUAUACAGUGGUAAACCCCAGAGUUUCACCGUUUAAAUUGUGCAAACUCUCUUCAGCAGUGUCGUCAACCCGUAUGGUGGACGUCAAAAGGCGGUUUUCUUCAUGUUCUUUUCGAGGAAUUUGAAACGGGUUGAUCUUUGAGUACGGAUUGUAUUUCAGUGAGUGAGACCGGGCUUAUGAAAGUUCGAUAAAGUGAGAGCAGUCUGCUUUUGGGUCAUUUCGACAGUUCUUGUGGAUUAUUCUUGGCAGGACGCGGAAGAACUUGUUUGGAGGCGACUGGGCCGUAUUUGGAGUAGAUGUCUGAUUAUUAUCGCAGUUGUACGGAUUGAAAAAAAGGACGGUAUGCCGUAACUAUCCCUGGUCAGAUAACGGCAUGUCAGCACAUGAGACAGGGCAAUUGGGGGGCCCUAUAUCUUCUCCAGCUCUUUCAUCUCCCGGGGGUGUUAGCAAGCACUCCACAAUGGACCCUACGGACAGAUUUCUGGGUAAAGGAUCGCCAUUUUCACCGUCAUCUGGAGAUCCACAGAGGCACUCCCAGAGUGACGAUGAUUCUGGUUGUGCUCUGGAAGAGUACACUUGGGUACCACCAGGACUUAGGCCAGAUCAGGUCCACUUGUACUUCAGUGCUCUUCCAGAAGACAAAGUACCAUACGUGAAUUCCGUUGGUGAGAGAUACAGGGUGCGACAACUUCUCCAGCAGCUUCCACCACAUGACAACGAGGUUCGCUAUUGCCACGCUCUCAGUGAUGAGGAGAGGAAGGAAUUGAGGCUCUUUUCUGCUCAAAGGAAGAGGGAAGCUCUCGGUAGAGGUUCUGUGAGGCAGCCUCCAACAUCUAUGCAAUGUGAUGGGUGUGACGAAACAGUCUCUGCAGGAGAUAUAUGCGUAUUUGCGUCACGUGCAGGACCAAAUACCUGCUGGCAUCCGGCUUGCUUCACCUGCUACGUCUGUAACGAGCUUCUGGUAGAUCUGAUCUAUUUCUACAAAGAGGGAAGACUGUACUGCGGACGUCAUCAUGCCGAGACCAUCAAACCCAGAUGUUCUGCUUGUGACGAGAUCAUCCUUGCCGAUGAAUGUACGGAAGCAGAAGGCCGCGCAUGGCACAUGAAGCAUUUUGCCUGUUCCGAAUGCGAGCGUCAACUGGGCGGACAGCGAUACAUAAUGAGAGAAGGACGUCCAUACUGCCUCCACUGCUUCGACGCCAUGUUCGCCGAGUACUGCGACUCCUGCGGCGAACCCAUAGGAGUAGACCAGGGCCAGAUGAGCCACGAGGGCCAACACUGGCACGCCACCGAAAACUGUUUCUGUUGCCACACCUGCCAUUCAUCCCUCCUAGGACGUUCCUUCCUUCCCAGGAGAGGUGCCAUAUAUUGCUCGAUCGCCUGCAGCAAAGGGGAACCCCCGACGCCUUCGGACAGUUCCGGUCCUGGAAGUCGGAUAGCCAGACCGACCAAUAAGGGCAAACCACGGUCUUCGUCUCCUAGCGACUCUCACACUCCGCCACCAUCACCCAGUACAAAAGCCAACAAUACUAAUUCCUCCACCAUAUCUUCGCCGUCAUCGCCGCCCAGACACCCGGGUUCGAUGUCUCUAGGGAAAUUAUCGUUGCCGGUUAGGUCGCCGAAGAUGGGUCGACGUGCCUUGCAGAGAUCGCCGAAACCUUGUUCUAACCCGGCUACGCCAACACCUUCUGAUGGUAGCCAGACUGGUCAGCAAGACCAGGUUUUCUUAAACGAGGAUUCCAGGCUUCAAAACCAUCAAACAGGUCAGCAGAGUCCCGUUGGUGGUAGAGGAUUGGAUAGAGCGUUGUUGGAAAGGAACUUGGAACGUUUGUUAACCGACAGGAAUCCUUCUUCUCAAGACUUGGAGAAGCUACUUCAUUCCAGAGACAGAAGCAGGGAGCCUCUUCAUCUCGCCGAUUUGAGUCUAGAUGAUUGGUCUCCAAAUAUACGCUCUGACAAUAACACAGAUAUCAGCCAGAAUGAUAGUAAAUUGGAUACGAAUUCAACGGAAUACUUGCCAGAGUUGGAAACUCCAAGUGAUAAUGUCCAACCCCAUGCUUCGUCAAUGCCAGAACUUGCCGCUUCUGCUGGUGGUGCAGGACAAGAUCAACCAACCACGCCAGGAUCUCCAAGCAAACGCGAUAAGACUGCACUGAGUGUUAGAUUUCUCGGAGAUAACGAUGCUUUCGAAUGUGAUGAAGCAGACGCGGCUACUGUUGAAGCUUCCAAUCGACUGCCAAGAAGUAGAAGCUAUUCAGGUCGCUCUAAAUACAUAGACACGUUGAAUCGAAAGACGAAGUCUAAAAGACCUACAAAUCUCCCACAGUUGCCUUCCACAAAAAGACACGAUGAUGAUGACAACAGGAGUUAUUGUUCGACGUGUUCAUCCAGUUCUUCCAGUGACGACCUCGACUAUCAGUUACCUCCAAGAAGAGCUUAUGGAGGCGUCAGGAUAUCAUACGUGCCCAAUGACGCCCUAGCUUGUGCUAGACGUAGACAAGCCUCCAGCCAAUCCCAAGGAAAGAAGACCGGUUUGGACGACAAAGAUAAGAACUGCAUCAUAUCAUGAUUGUUCCUGUUAUUGAAGCGAACAAUGCCUUCCACUUCAUUCAGUUGCCAAAAAUAUGUAAAGAAGAAAGUAUUCAGGGUAUCUAGAGAUAGAACUGACACAAAUUUAUAAACUCUAAUAUUUAUAUAACUACUUACACAAUGUACACUGAUCUUUAUAUGUAUAUGUAUUUUAGUGAAUAGAUAUUCGAAUUUUGUAAAUAAUUUAUUUGUACUUUUAUAAAUAUAUUGUUGGAAAUUACUGUUACUAUACUAGUUGAAUAACAAGAGGAUAUUCGUAGAGAUUGUAUGAACCAUGUAAAUUAUGUAAAUGAUGGAAAUAAAAAGUAUAAGUCA